This is a messenger RNA of Phragmites australis (common reed), 3123 nucleotides long. RefSeq names its product beta-galactosidase 12-like. Lineage: Eukaryota; Viridiplantae; Streptophyta; Magnoliopsida; Poales; Poaceae. The transcript is spliced from 19 exons. The coding region runs from base 213 to 2726 and encodes 837 amino acids. Gene Ontology annotation, molecular function: beta-galactosidase activity; carbohydrate binding. The record is from RefSeq and is a predicted model, not a curated record. Gene Ontology annotation, biological process: carbohydrate metabolic process. Gene Ontology annotation, cellular component: vacuole; cell wall.
UGUCCUUCGCCGCGAUCCCCCGAGGCAGCAGCGCCCCGCGGCCGUCCACCACCUCCACUCGCAGACCCUCCAUUUCCGCUCGUCCGCUCCCCGGCAACGCCCCGCGCCGCGGGCUCGCUGCUCACCCCCUUCAAAGCGGUCACCUCCUCCCCUGAACCCUCGCUAGCGUCGCCAUCCCCCUCCCAUUCCCCCUCCCCGCAAUUCCGGCUCACAUGACCGUCCGGGCUGCGGCCGCGCUCGUGGCCGCCGCGCUCGCGCUCCUCCUCCCGGGAUGGGCGGCGGCGGAGUGGAGCCUCACGAAGAAGGGCACCGUCGUCUCCUACGACGAGCGCUCCCUCAUGAUCGACGGCAAGCGGGAUCUCUUCUUCUCCGGCGCCAUCCACUACCCCAGGAGCCCGCCCGAGAUGUGGCCGAAGCUGAUGAAGCUGGCCAAGGAGGGCGGGCUCAACACCAUCGAGACAUACGUAUUCUGGAAUGCACACGAGCCUGAGCCGGGCAAGUACAAUUUCGAAGGCCGGUUCGACUUGAUCAAGUUUAUCAAGAUGAUCCAGGAGCACGACAUGGACGCCAUUGUGCGCAUUGGGCCCUUUAUCCAGGCAGAAUGGAACCAUGGUGGUUUGCCUUAUUGGCUGAGAGAGAUCGACCGCAUAAUAUUCCGGGCGAAUAAUGACCCUUUCAAGAAAGAAAUGGAGAAAUUCGUGAGAUUCAUAGUGCAGAAGUUGAAGGAUGCUGAGCUAUUUGCAUCUCAAGGAGGACCCAUCAUUCUAACACAGAUCGAGAAUGAAUACGGGAACAUAAAAAAAGAUCGUGUAACAGAAGGUGACAAAUACCUCGAAUGGGCAGCUCAAAUGGCACUUAGCACACAUACUGGAGUUCCGUGGAUAAUGUGUAAGCAAUCUUCAGCUCCUGGUGAAGUGAUCCCUACUUGCAACGGAAGGCAUUGUGGAGACACAUGGACUCUACGUGACAACAAUAAGCCUCGCCUUUGGACUGAGAAUUGGACUGCACAAUUCAGAGCAUUUGGUGAUCAAGUAGCUCAGCGUUUAGCUGAGGACAUAGCAUAUUCUGUGUUACGAUUUUUUGCAAAGGGUGGGUCAUUGGUUAACUAUUACAUGUAUCACGGUGGAACAAAUUUUGGGAGGACUGGUGCUUCUUAUGUGCUGACCGGUUACUACGAUGAAGCUCCCAUUGAUGAAUACGGUAUGUACAAGGAGCCCAAAUUUGGGCAUCUUAGGGACUUGCACAAUUUAAUAAGGUCUUACCAAAAAGCUUUCCUCUUGGGGCAACAAUCAUUUGAGAUAUUGGGUCAUGGGUACGAGGCACACAACUUUGAGUUACCUGAUGAAAAGCUAUGCCUAUGUUUCCUCUCCAACAACAACACGGGGGAAGAUGGAACAGUGAUCUUCCGAGGGGAGAAGUACUUUGUGCCUAGCCGCUCUGUCUCCAUCCUUGCAGGGUGUAAGAACGUGGUUUACAAUACCAAGAGAGUGUUUGUACAACACAGUGAAAGGUCAUUCCAUACCGCAGAUGUGACGAACAAGAAUAAUCUGUGGGAGAUGUACUCAGAAUCGAUUCCGAGGUUUCGCAAGACUAAAGUCAGGACAAAGGAACCCCUGGAGCAAUAUAACCAAACCAAGGACGCUAGUGACUAUUUGUGGUACACCACAAGCUUUCGCUUGGAGUCGGACGAUUUGCCCUUUAGAAGUGACAUCCGGCCUGUGCUUCAGGUCAAAAGUACUGCACACUCAAUGAUUGGAUUUGCCAACGAUGCUUUCGUAGGAAGUGGGCGCGGAAGCAAGCAGGUAAAGGGUUUCAUGUUCGAAAACCCCAUUGAUCUGAAAGUAGGUGCGAACCAUCUCACAAUGCUGUCGUCGACGAUGGGGAUGAAGGACAGUGGCGGUGAACUUGCUGAACUAAAAGGUGGCAUUCAGGAAUGCAGAAUCCAGGGUCUCAACACUGGCACGUUGGAUUUACAAGUCAAUGGCUGGGGCCAUAAGGCCGCACUGGAAGGUGAGGACAAGGAGAUCUACACGGAGAAAGGUGUGGGCAAAGUUCAGUGGAAACCGGCCCAGAAUGACCGGGCAGCUACUUGGUAUAAGAGAUACUUUGACGAGCCAGACGGAGAUGAUCCCGUUGUUCUCGACAUGAGCUCAAUGAGCAAGGGCAUGAUGUUUGUGUAUGGUGAAGGCAUUGGUCGCUACUGGACCUCAUACAGAACUCUUGCUGGAAUUCCUUCUCAAGCACAAUACCAUAUUCCGCGUCCAUUCUUGAAAUCCAAGGACAACCUCUUGGUUGUGUUCGAGGAGGAGUUGGGCAAGCCGGACGGCAUCCACAUCCAGACGGUGACAAAAGACGACAUUUGCGUGCUCCUCUCGGAGCACAACCCGGCGCAGAUCAAGACGUGGCUAACGGAGGGUGACCAGAUCAAGCUCAUCGCCGAAGAUCAUAGCACACGGGGCAUCUUGACCUGCCCGCCGAAGAAGACCAUCCAGGAGGUCGUCUUCGCCAGCUUUGGCAACCCGGAGGGCCCGUGCGGCAACUUCACCGUGGGUACUUGCCAUACUCCUAACGCAAAGCAGGUCGUGGAGAAGGAAUGCCUCGGCAAUCCGUCUUGCGUGCUGCCCGUGGUGCACACGGUGUACGGCGCGGACAUCAACUGCCCAUCAACGACUGCCACACUGGCAGUGCAGGUGAGAUGCAACAGAUCAGGGAAGAAAGAAGAGUGAUUCGGAAUAACGUGAUAGAUGCUGCUGAUUGAGUCCUCAACUUGUUUGUUUGUUCAUCCCUUCGGUUCGGCACUCGUGUUUAUGCAUUUGUGCCCCCAUUGGCCCAUUGUGAUUGAGAUAUGAUUGGAACAUGCUUGAUCGGGACCGUGGGAACUAAGAUGAAAUGAGUGAAGGGUAGAUGCUGAUCAGACCGAAGAUGCGUUUCUCCCUCUUUCCUCUGUGCUCUGUUGUUUCAUGUAACCAUCACGAUGUAUAGAUGUCGACUAAUCAUGAUUGACAGUAUAGAUUUAGAGCAUUCCAGCUUCUGAGCAAAAGACUGUUGGAGUUGGACUAACCGAAUGAUUCCUUCCUGCAACAUGGAGAUGAGUAUUCAGUUCCAAAAACAUGGAGAUGACUA